UGUCCAUUAGUUGCUGUCAUUUUAUCAGUUGCUUUUUACUCUUUCGUAACAACGUAGUGAUUAAAUGUCAUCUAACAAUGUUGUUUUUUACAUUUUAGAUACGAAAAAAAAUUAUGAAUAUUAAAUAAUCACACUGGUUUGAAUUGAAGAUGAAUAGUACAUCAAACAUCACGUCUUGCGAGCAACUUGUUCAAGAGUUACAUGUUAGUGAAGGUCUGACACACUAUGUCGUGAGAAAGUUAUUGCCACACAUUUGCGCCUUAGUAGAUAUUAACAAUGCAAACACUACAGCAUCAGAAUUGUUGUUUCAUGACUUAUGCUGCGAUCCUAUACCUUCAGUUAUGCUGAACGGUACAGUUGGGGCUGGAAAUACACAUAGUAACACUGAUCAAUUACUGCAUGAUCUAUGCCAUCAUUUGUCCACAUCAUCUAUGCCAGGUGAUGCAGCUAUAUAUAGAAACAUGUGCCACCCUACAACUCAUCCAACCCAGACACUACACCUUUACCAUCAGUAUGAAAUGUUGUCUAUGCUUUGCUUAAUAAUUGGAACCCCGAUUGGAUUUCUUGCCAACCUGUUAGUGUUGAUGACGGUCUACAAGGUAAAAAGACUUCGCAAUACUACUGGUUAUUUUAUCAGUAACUUAGCAAUCGCUGAUAUUUUAGUUAUUUUCGAGAUGAUAUUCUUCGUAAUCUUGUUUAACACUGGUGCAAUGGUAAACGCUAAUGUUCAAGUUAAAAAGUUUAUUUUUUCAUCCAUGGAUGUCGCGUUUGGGGCUGCUUCAUUGCUGCAUGCGACAGGGAGCAGUAUAGAAAGAGCUAUCGCAGUCUCCAUGCCGCUAAAAUAUCCGCGAUAUCUUAGUGAAAGGCGAGCAAAACAUGUUAUUCAAACACUUUGGAGUUAUUCAUUUCUUUUAUUUCUCUUUGGUAUCUUCAGAAUUUGGAUCGACAACCAGACUUAUGAAGUAGUAUACUUUUGUAUAGCCGCAGUAACUACCUUUUUCAUACCUUGCAUUUUAGUGUUAAUAUCUUAUAGUUUUAUUAUGACGUCAGCCUUAAAGAAUAUAAAAAUGGAACAAAAAAUUACUAGGGUUAUUGUUAUGAUAAGUUUAAUGAACCAAUCAGACAUCCAUAAGGCCUCAUCAACAAGGCCAGCAAGAUGCCGUGAAAUAAAAAUUGCAAUGAACGUAGCCAUUAUGACAGUUCCGUUCGUCUUUGUUUGGGGUAAUUUUAUGAUCUGUCAAAUGUACGAAGUUUCAACGGAUAAACACGUGAAUGGUUUGGAGAACUGGUUGGUAACAUAUUCACCGUUUAUUAUUUCUUGUGUAAAUCCAUUUGCAUACUUAAUGUUUACACGGUCUUUAAGAAAAAGUUCCUGGAAAAUAUUGAGACAAUGCUUUGGCGUACUGAAAUCUCGUGAAAGGUUAGUUAUGCGGAGAGAAAGCUAUGUGACAAGCAUGGCGCCUAGCGUGCCAGACGAAACAACCACGUUAACCGAGAAUGAACCAAUUCAAGUAUGAGAAAAAUAACAAAGCAACAAUAUAUUUUUAUUUCGCGUUUAUUCUAUUUGUUUACAGAUCUCCGACGGAUUUAAAAUCGACAAAAUUAAAACACUUUAUUUUUUUUAAUUUUAUCUUUUUUAUAAAUGAUAUGUAUUAUAUUUCUUAUUUAGUUUUUCUGUUUUGUUGUUGUUGUUUUUUAUACUUGUAUGUAUAUAAUAGAAUUCAUAAACAUUAAUAAUGCUAACCAUAUUUUCUAUAGU
Hydractinia symbiolongicarpus is the source of this 1759-nucleotide messenger RNA. Its product is annotated as alpha-1A adrenergic receptor-like. Gene Ontology annotation, biological process: chemical synaptic transmission; G protein-coupled receptor signaling pathway, coupled to cyclic nucleotide second messenger. Bases 150 to 1517 code for a protein of 455 amino acids. The transcript has a single exon. Lineage: Eukaryota; Metazoa; Cnidaria; Hydrozoa; Anthoathecata; Hydractiniidae. Gene Ontology annotation, cellular component: dendrite; membrane. Gene Ontology annotation, molecular function: neurotransmitter receptor activity; G protein-coupled serotonin receptor activity. The record is from RefSeq and is a predicted model, not a curated record.